Molecule: messenger RNA, 2691 nt
Organism: Clonostachys rhizophaga
Lineage: Eukaryota; Fungi; Ascomycota; Sordariomycetes; Hypocreales; Bionectriaceae
Source: the annotation of a GenBank genome assembly
AUGCCACCCCAUUCCGGUUGUCGCUACAUGGCAGGCGGACGCCCGGCAUAUCUCCCUCGCCUCAAGACCGACCUUCAUAUUCAUCUCAUCGACACCGUCUCUCGAUCCACCCUCACCCAGACCUUUGUUCAUCCACACAAGGAUGAGCCAGUUGACGGGGUUGAGUACGUAUUCCCGCUGGCCGGCGGAGUGUCUGUGGUUGCCUUCACAUGCAUCCUCGCCGAUCGCACCAUCAAUGGCGUUGUCAAGGAGCGCGAACGAGCCAGGUCGGAUUACUUGGAAGCCAAGAGCAAGGGAAAAACCGCUGGUCUCAUUCAGCAAUCACUCAGUGCCUCGGAUGUCUGGACGGCCAGUAUUGGGAACGUCCCGGCUGGGGAGACCAUCACUGUGAAGAUCAUUUAUCUCAGCGAGCUGAAGCAUGAUGCCGAGAUCAAUGGAGUGCGGCUUACCAUCCCAACUCAUAUUGCGCCACGCUAUGGUAACCAAGGAGGCGUUGAAGGUACAGGGUCUGCUAUCGAAGAAGAGGAUGCGGAGAUGCCUCCUGGAUCAUCAAUAACCACCGUCCAGUCACCUAGCCAUCCGAUUUCUGUCAACAUUGGGAAAAUCUCCACUGAUAAAGAGUCACAGCCUUCUCUUAGCAGAGCUUCUGCUGUACUUUCGACUCCAUUGACAGGAUUCAUAGAGAAGGAUUGUGUUUUCGAGGUAGUAGCAACCAGUCUCGGCGAACCCGUUGCUUUUUUGGAAACACAUGCUUCCCUCCCCAACCAGCGUGCCUUGAUGGCUACGCUUGUACCGAAAUUCGACCUGCCCGCCGAGAAGCCUGAAAUUGUCUUCCUCUGCGACCGCAGUGGUAGCAUGAAAGGCAAAAUCCCUGCUCUUGUUGCCUCGCUCAACAUUUUCCUCAAAUCACUGCCGCUCGGCGUGAAGUUCAAUAUUUGUAGCUUCGGAAGCUCGUUCGACUUUCUAUGGCCAAGGUCCUGCACAUAUAGUCAAGACACACUCAGCCAGGCGGUUGCAUACGUCCAGGAUUUCAGCGCCAACUAUGGCGGCACCGAGAUGUAUGAGCCGAUCAAGACCGUGUUUGAGCAGCGAUACAAGGAUACGAGCCUUGCCGUUUUCCUCUUGACGGAUGGCAAGAUAUGGGAUCAGCAGCGACUAUUUGACCUCAUCAACAACGAAGUUGGUAAACCUGAUGCAAACGCUCGUAUCUUCACCCUUGGGGUCGGAUCUGGAGCCAGCACAUCAUUGAUAGAAGGGGUUGCCCAAGCAGGGAAAGGCUUCGCGCAGGCUGUCCUGAAGUCAGAAAAAAUGGACAAGAAAGUCAUCAGGAUGCUCAAGGCGGCGCUUCUUCCUCAAAUAUCUAAUUAUAGCCUUGAGAUAACGUAUCAAGACACCAGCGCACUGCCAGAGGAUGAUUUUGUCGUCAUUGAGAAGAACAUGGAAUCACUCAAUAGAACAGCCGCGGAGGAGGAAGAAAAGGCGACCCCAGUCAUAUCGCUUUAUAACAAGGGCCUAGAGAGCGAAGAAGAUUCGAGCGGUGAUGAUGGUGGUCCGGCCGCGGUUGACGCCAAGUAUGACCAUCUACCACCCGUCGAUGUCCCCGCCUGUAUCCAGACCCCGACCGAGAUUCCUCCUCUUUAUCCCUUCAACAGAACAACAAUUUACGUUCUCUUACCGGCAUCUUGCCCCGAACGAAAGCCGAAGUCAAUUCUUCUCAAAGCCACAUGUUCACACGGUCCUCUGGAAGUCGAAAUCCCAAUUGUUCAUCUACCCGAGCCAUCCACUACGAUUCACCAGCUGGCCGCUCGUAGGGAGAUGAAGGAGCUUGAGGAAGGACGUGGCUGGCUAGCAAAAGCAAAGAACGCCGAGGGCGAGCUCUUGCGAACCAAACACGACGGGAGGUUCUCCGACAUGGUGGAGCGAGAAGCAGUACGUAUCGGAACCCGGUUCCAGGUUGCGGGUAAAUGGACCUCCUUCAUUGCCGUUGACGAAUUGCCCGAUGGAAGUGAGCAGUCCGUUGCGGACGAGGGCUUCAGUCAAUCGCAGCACGCGGAGCCAGCUCAGAUAAGCACGAUGCCUCUGUAUGCUCUAUCCCAUUCGAAAAAGAAAAAGGCCGUUAUGAGCUGUUGCUUCGUUGCGGAUAAUGAUUAUGGCCAUGGAAAUCGUGAGGACAAGACUGACGACGAUCCUGCGGAGCUAGAGGUGAUGAAGAUGGCAGGCCGCCCGCUCAGGCGCAACGUAAAUACCCAGCAGCACAUGAUUGACCGGAUAACACAAAAGUCAGAUGUGGUAGAUGAUGCGGGUAAGAUGAACGGGGAGCGUCUUGACCGGAUUGGUGACGGUCCGGUUUCGAGGGAGCAGAAAACGCACUCACCCACUCCGCUCCAGACCCUCGUCUCUCUGCAGCAGUUUUCAGGUAAUUGGGCAUGGUCUCAAGAACUCAAAACAGUCCUUAGAUUCGAUAUCAAAGGCCCCGCCGAAGCAGCUCUCCUCAAAUCUGUAGACAACCAUACUGAUGCUGAGAUGAUCAUAGCGACAGCAUCCGCAGUGACGUUCCUGAAGAGGAGAUUCGCAGAGGAUAAGGAGUUGUGGGAUAUGCUGGCCGAUAAAGCAGAGACUUGGCUACGUGGAAAGGUCGGGGAGAAUGUAGAGGAAUUGUUCAAGGUCGUGGAGAAAGCUAUGGGAUUCUAG